Molecule: messenger RNA, 220 nt
Organism: Funneliformis geosporum
Lineage: Eukaryota; Fungi; Glomeromycota; Glomeromycetes; Glomerales; Glomeraceae
Source: the annotation of a GenBank genome assembly
CUUUUCAAAAAGUUCGAUUUGGAUUUCUUAAGUAUACCAACAUAUGCACUGGGUCAAUCGAAGUAUAAUCCAGUUGAAAAAGGCAUGACAACAUUGUCUGGUAAGCUCACUAAAAUCACCUUACCAAUUGAUUAUUUCGGUAUGCAUUUGAAUACACAAGAAAAAGUUAUUAAUCCAGAAUUGGCCGCUCAAAAUUUUCACCAUUUAGGAGAAACCCUUU